This is a messenger RNA of Juglans regia (Persian walnut), 575 nucleotides long. RefSeq lists its product as uncharacterized. The transcript has 2 exons. Lineage: Eukaryota; Viridiplantae; Streptophyta; Magnoliopsida; Fagales; Juglandaceae. Bases 38 to 559 code for a protein of 173 amino acids. The record is from RefSeq and is a predicted model, not a curated record.
UGGACUCGGCCCCAAAUAUGAGCCCUUUACCACCACCAUGCUCAAGCCACCGAUGCCCUCCUAUUCAGAGGUAGUGCCGCUGCUGCAGGGCUUUGAAACGAGGAGCCAGUUGCACGAGAAUUACAACGCGCAACACACUGCCUUCUAUGGUCAUGCUACGGGUCACGGCAAAAACAAAGGGAGACCGUGGUCCUCCCGUGGACGUGGCUUUUCCCAAGCCACACAAGUGGCACGUCCAGGCCAUCAACACAGUCAACAUAGUGGGCCCAAAAAUCACGGACCACAUUCUGGAACGGUCCAUGAAAAUAUCAAAGAAAAUAAUCGUAUUCCGACUUGUCAAAUAUGCGGGAAGCAAGGGCAUACCGCAAUUAAAUGUUGGCACCGGUUCGAUCAUGCUGUUCAACCCAAUGAUAUUCCUCAAGCAUUAGCUGCCAUGACCCUCGAAAAUAAUAUUCAUGAUACCGAGUGGACAGCUGAUACAGGUGCCUCUGCCCAUAUGACAGGUAAUUCAGGAAAGGGCGACCAACCGCAUUUUACUGAACGGCCGACGGAAGGGUAAUUUAUAUGUGUUGUCC